This is a messenger RNA of Nelumbo nucifera (sacred lotus), 3908 nucleotides long. Its product is annotated as cellulose synthase A catalytic subunit 3 [UDP-forming]-like. The record is from RefSeq and is a predicted model, not a curated record. Gene Ontology annotation, cellular component: membrane. Gene Ontology annotation, molecular function: cellulose synthase (UDP-forming) activity. Gene Ontology annotation, biological process: cellulose biosynthetic process. Lineage: Eukaryota; Viridiplantae; Streptophyta; Magnoliopsida; Proteales; Nelumbonaceae.
UGGCCGUGUGUGGGCUCUCUCUCCCUCUCUCCCUCUCUCUCUCUCUCUCUCUCUCGGAGUGUCGGUGGGGGGUUUGGUUGAGCUCGUUAGCUGUUCUGUCCAUUUCUUCGUUCAAUUAUUAUAUUGCAGUGAGGGAAAGGGAGAUAGAAGACUAGAGAGAGUGCUCGUAGAAGAGGCGAGAGGGAGGCAGAAAAGGGGACCUUACUCCUGAAGCCGCUCGCGGGCUCGAUUUCUUCGUCCCACGGUAGUCUGUCGGAUAUUGUUGCUGGCUUUCAGAGAAUUAUAGCGGAUUUCGAAGACAUUCUAUUUGUUUCUCCAAUGAAUUGUACUGAGAAGUGAAGUGMGGUGAAUUUAGAUCUGAGGUUUUGUGAAGUCUGUUUUCUUCAAAGUGGAAGAGUGAAAAAGCAGAUUCUUUGCUGCAUUUGGUGUGGCAUAGCUUUUUCUGAACGUGCUGAUGGGCCAAAGAUCUCGGUGAAGUUGAAGCCACGUUUUACUUUAUCUUGCACGUUUGAGUAGACCGAAGCAGACACCAAUGGAGUCGGAAGGAGCAGCAGCGCCAAAGCCUUUGAAGCACCUUGGUGGUCAGGUAUGCCAGAUCUGUGGUGACAAUGUUGGCACCACUGCAGAUGGUGAACUCUUUGUUGCCUGUGACAUCUGUUCAUUUCCUGUUUGUCGGCCAUGCUAUGAAUACGAAAGGAAAGAUGGUAACCAGUCUUGCCCUCAAUGCAAAACCAAAUACAAGAGGCACAAAGGAAGUCCUCCAAUUCGUGGUGAUGAUGUAGAAGAUGGUGAAAAUGUUGAUGUGGCUACUGAUUACAAUUACUCUUCGGUGAAUCAAAACAAUAAGCAGAAGAUUGCAGAGCGCAUGCUUAGUUGGCGUAUGAACUAUGGACGAGGAGAGGACAUGGGUCCACCAAACUAUGAUAAAGAGCUUUCUCACAAUCAUAUUCCCUUGCUCAGCCAUGAUCAGGUUUCAGGAGAGUUGUCAGCAGCAUCUCCUGAGCAUCUUUCAAUGGCGUCCCCUGGAGGUGGUGGCAAGCGUGUACACCCACUCCCUUAUCAGUCACCCUGGAAAGAGAGGGUUGAUGGCUGGAAGGUGAAACAGGAGAAAAAUGUGGUUCCGAUGAGUACUGGCCAUGCUACUUCUGAGGGCAGGGGAGCUGGAGAUAUUGAUGCCAGCACUGAUGUGCUUUUUGAUGACUCAUUGCUGAACGAUGAAGCGAGACAGCCUCUCUCAAGGAAGGUGUCUAUUCCUUCAUCUAGGAUAAAUCCUUAUAGAAUGGUCAUUGUUCUACGGCUUGUUAUUUUGUGCAUUUUCUUGCACUACCGUAUAACAAAUCCUGUGCCCAAUGCCUAUGCCUUGUGGCUGAUAUCUGUGAUCUGUGAGAUUUGGUUUGCUAUUUCUUGGAUAUUGGAUCAGUUCCCUAAAUGGUUCCCGGUGAACCGUGAGACAUAUCUUGACAGACUAGCUCUAAGAUAUGACCGUGAAGGAGAGCCAUCACAGCUGGCUGCUGUUGACAUCUUUGUCAGUACUGUUGAUCCCUUAAAAGAGCCUCCUCUUGUCACAGCAAAUACCGUUCUGUCUAUUCUUGCAGUUGAUUAUCCAGUUGACAAGGUCUCUUGUUAUGUCUCCGAUGAUGGGGCUUCUAUGUUGACAUUUGAAGCUAUGUCUGAAACUUCGGAAUUUGCAAGAAAAUGGGUUCCCUUCUGCAAGAAGUACAGCAUUGAGCCACGGGCUCCAGAAUGGUACUUUGCGCAAAAGAUUGACUACUUGAAAGACAAAGUUCAUCCAUCAUUUGUCAAAGAUCGCAGGGCUAUGAAAAGAGAAUAUGAAGAGUUCAAAGUUCGUAUCAAUGGGCUUGUUGCAAAGGCACAGAAGAUUCCUGAAGAGGGAUGGGUCAUGCAAGAUGGUACUCCAUGGCCAGGAAAUAACACCAGAGAUCAUCCAGGCAUGAUCCAGGUAUUCUUAGGCCAUAGUGGAGGACUUGAUAGUGAUGGUAAUGAGUUGCCUCGGUUAGUCUAUGUUUCUCGUGAGAAGCGUCCUGGCUUCCAACAUCACAAGAAAGCUGGUGCCAUGAAUGCACUUGUUCGUGUAUCAGCAGUCCUUACAAAUGGACCCUACUUGUUGAAUCUUGAUUGUGAUCACUACAUAAACAACAGCAAGGCUCUGCGGGAAGCUAUGUGUUUUCUUAUGGAUCCAAAUCUUGGAAAAUCAGUUUGUUAUGUCCAAUUUCCACAAAGGUUUGAUGGUAUUGAUAAGAAUGACCGAUAUGCCAACCGUAAUACUGUUUUCUUUGAUAUAAACUUAAGAGGUUUGGAUGGCAUCCAAGGCCCUGUAUAUGUGGGUACAGGAUGUGUCUUCAACAGAACAGCUCUAUACGGUUAUGAGCCUCCUCAUAAGCUGAAGCAUAAAAAACCAGGUCUGUUCUCUUCUUGCUGUAGUGGGUCACGAAAGAAGAGUUCAAAAUCAAGUAAAAAGGGCUCAGAUAAAAAGAAAUCAAGCAAGCAUGUGGAUCCUACUGUGCCAAUAUUCAAUUUAGAAGAUAUUGAAGAGGGUGUUGAAGGUGCUGGGUUUGAUGAUGAGAAGUCGCUGCUGAUGUCACAGAUGAGCCUGGAGAAAAGAUUUGGUCAGUCGGCUGUAUUUGUUGCCUCCACUCUUAUGGAAAAUGGUGGCGUGCCACAGUCUGCUACUCCUGAAAAUCUCCUCAAAGAAGCUAUCCAUGUUAUCAGCUGUGGGUACGAAGACAAAACAGAUUGGGGUAGUGAGAUAGGAUGGAUUUAUGGCUCUGUUACAGAAGAUAUCCUUACAGGAUUCAAGAUGCAUGCUCGUGGUUGGCGAUCAAUAUACUGCAUGCCAAAUCCCCCAGCCUUCAAAGGGUCUGCACCUAUUAACCUUUCAGAUCGUCUGAACCAAGUGCUUCGAUGGGCUCUUGGUUCUGUUGAAAUUCUUCUAAGUCGACAUUGCCCCAUAUGGUAUGGUUAUGGUGGAAGGCUGAAAUGGCUGGAGAGAUUCGCUUACAUCAACACCACCAUUUACCCAGUCACAGCCGUUCCUCUUCUUGCAUAUUGUACAUUACCAGCCGUCUGUCUUCUUACUGGAAAGUUUAUUAUUCCACAGAUUAGCAACUUUGCUAGUAUUUGGUUUAUAUCACUCUUCCUUUCAAUCUUUGCUACUGGUAUAUUGGAGAUGAGAUGGAGCGGUGUCGGAAUUGAUGAAUGGUGGAGAAAUGAACAGUUUUGGGUUAUUGGAGGUGUAUCUGCCCAUCUCUUUGCUGUCUUCCAAGGCCUGCUAAAAGUUCUGGCUGGGAUUGAUACCAACUUCACCGUCACUUCCAAGGCUUCAGAUGAGGAAGGUGAUUUUGCUGAGCUCUACAUGUUUAAAUGGACAACAUUGCUCAUCCCACCGACCACUCUUCUCAUAAUCAAUCUGGUGGGUGUGGUGGCUGGGAUAUCCUAUGCAAUCAACAGUGGAUACCAGUCCUGGGGUCCCCUCUUUGGUAAGCUAUUUUUUGCCUUCUGGGUGAUUGUCCACCUUUAUCCAUUCCUUAAAGGGCUGAUGGGACGACAGAACCGGACUCCCACCAUCGUUGUCGUAUGGUCCAUUCUCCUUGCUUCCAUCUUCUCAUUGCUAUGGGUACGGAUUGAUCCUUUCACCACUAGGGUGACUGGUCCUGAUGUUCAACAAUGUGGAAUCAACUGCUAGAGGGAGAUCAGAGAUAUGAAAAAAAAAAUCUGGUCUGUUGUAGCCUUGUAGGCUUUUUUGUUUUCUUAUGUUUUUGGCUGUACCAAUCUAUUGGUUUCAGAAUCUACAGUGUGUAUAGAUAGGAAAAGAAACAGGGACAUGUCUGAUGCCAUUCUGUUGUUCCAUGAGUUGUUUCAUAAGUUAUUAUUACUUUAUUUUUGCUCAA